AUGUCUGAACUUAGUACGAGUUUCACAAGCGAUCACCUCGAUGGAUAUUUCGAGCGCAUUGAAUUACCCUCGCGAUUUCGGCGCGAACAGAACCCCAAGUUCGACCGAGAGUUCUUAGCAACUAUCCAAGCUUAUCAUGUCUCCCACAUCCCGUAUGACAACACUGCCCUUCACUACAGCCCAACACCUUCCAUAUCGCUUCAUAUCCACGACAUCUUCCACAAACUCGUGACAAGAAAGCGAGGGGGGUACUGCAUGGAGAAUAAUAUUCUCUUAUACCAUGUAUUGAGGCAGUUAGGGUUCGACGUGUACCUCACCGGCGCUCGUCUCUAUCGAGAUGCAAAUAAUCCUAAACCGGGUUGGUCAGGAUGUAAUGAGGUUUCAUCGGCCUCCUAUAACCAUCGCCAGGAAAAGUGGACCACCACUGAGGCACAUCCGGCAGUGCGCGCUGAUUUGCCUUGGUUUGGACCGCUGCGGGCCGACGAGGCUCCUGCGGAUACUGGGUAG
This is a messenger RNA of Aspergillus costaricaensis CBS 115574, 507 nucleotides long. Its product is annotated as cysteine proteinase. Gene Ontology annotation, molecular function: acetyltransferase activity. Lineage: Eukaryota; Fungi; Ascomycota; Eurotiomycetes; Eurotiales; Aspergillaceae. The transcript has 2 exons. The coding region runs from base 1 to 507 and encodes 168 amino acids. The record is from RefSeq and is a predicted model, not a curated record.